Messenger RNA from Physella acuta, 1537 nucleotides. RefSeq names its product collagen alpha-2(IV) chain. Lineage: Eukaryota; Metazoa; Mollusca; Gastropoda; Physidae. Gene Ontology annotation, cellular component: extracellular region. The record is from RefSeq and is a predicted model, not a curated record. Gene Ontology annotation, molecular function: chitin binding.
AUGCUGGGCCGCGACCUCUCAAACUUUGACAACAUGGACGUACAAAACUUGAAAAAGGUUUUGUUAAGACCAGUUUUUUUUGUGUGGCCCUCUCCAGGUGGUAAAGAACAAGUUGCCGUCCUGUGAAGAUCUACCCUGUGUGUUGUCCAUCAGUUCAUCAGUCGCUGCUUGUGUCGGUCACACAACAUGUUUUUAUUAGCGCUAGCAGCGUGUGUGGUCGGCGUCGUGUCGGGCCAGGCGGGAUUCUGUGCCGCACCAAAUGGGGAUUUCCCGAACCCCAGCAGUGAGCUGUGCACCACCUUCUUCAGGUGCAUCCAGGGCAGCCCCACCCUCCUCAGGUGCCCCAACAACCAGCGCUUUGAUUUCCUCUUCAGGGUGUGUCGGCCUCAGGCACAGGUCGAGUGUACUAGGCAACUUGAAGUUUUUGCCGCGCCUCCACCGGCCCCAGGCUUUAGUGGAUUGGGUGGAUUGGGUGGAGCGCCAGGUUUAAGUGGAUUCCCUGGCUUUGGUGGAGCUGGGGGCGCAGGAGCAGGCGGCCUUGGUGGAGCUGGUUUAGGAGCCGGAUUGGGUGGAUUAGGUGGAUUAGGAGGAUUAGCAGGUGGACUGGGAGGUGGGUUAGCAGGCGGGUUAGGAGGAUUAGCGGGGGGAUUAGGUGGUCUAGCUGGUGGGUUAGGGGGUGGAUUAGGAGGUGGAUUAGGAGGAUUAGCUGGGGGACUAGGAGGGGGAUUAGGAGGGGGGUUAGGAGGGGGACUUGGUAAUCCUGGCCUGAUUAAUCUGUUGACUCAGCUGGACGGGGACGGGGACGGACAAGAUGGCGGCGGUCUGGCGGCGAUGCUGGCACUAACCACCAUCAUGAACCAGCGGAACGCAGCCAAUCAAGGAGCGGCUCCCUUUGCUAGGCAAGUUCUAGCUCCCCAGCCUGCGGCUCCCCAGCCUGCGCCCCCUCAGUACCAACAGCCCGCCACCCAUGGGGCGCUCAUCUCUCCCGGCACGCCCUUCACCACCCAAGACGGGCGCACUUUUGUCGUGGUACCCCAGCCCCAGCAAGGUCAAGGUAACUUUCAAGGAGAAUCUCCUCGCAGCCCCCACCCCCAAAGACGUCAAAGUUCAAGUCGAGGUCAAGGUCAGCAUCAAGGUCAGGAGGGACUGGCCGUGACCCAGCUCCAGAAUUUGUUGAAUUUUCUGACGUCAGAGGAGAAUGAGGGCAAGGGCAAGAACUCGACAGAAACACCGGCUAGCAUCUAGAGUCAUCCAAUCACAGCCCUGCUCCACAUUUUACAACUUCUGUUAGGGGGGUGUCACUACCUUAGCACCUGACAUUUAGCUCCCAUGCUCUCCCUUAGCACCUGACAUUUAGCUCCAAUGCUCUCCCUUAGCACCUGACAUUUAGCUCCAAUCCUCUCCCUUAGCACCUGACAUUUAGCUUCAAUGCUCUCCCUUAGCACCUGACAUUUAGCUCCCAUGCUCUCCCUUAGCACCUGACAUUUAGCUCCAAUGCUCUCCCUUAGCACCUGACAUUUAGCUCCAAUCCUCUCCC